Molecule: messenger RNA, 4260 nt
Organism: Penaeus vannamei (Pacific white shrimp)
Lineage: Eukaryota; Metazoa; Arthropoda; Malacostraca; Decapoda; Penaeidae
Source: RefSeq, a predicted model, not a curated record
AUCUGGUGGAGGAAGUGACAGUGAGGUAGAAGAGAGGCGCUCUGUUAUGGAUAGCGAUGAUGAGGAAGCGAGUCCAGGAAAGAAUGGUCCCAAGUCUCCAGCAGGAAGUGAUGACCAGAAACAGCAAAUUACUAAUGAAGUCUUUGGCGGCUCAGACUCCGAAGGAGAGGGUGGAAAGAAAGGGGGAAGUCGUUCGCGUAGUAGGUCACGUUCACGUAGCAAGUCUGGCAGCAGAGCUGGCAGUGGCUCCCGCAGCCGAUCUCGCUCUGGUUCUCGGAGCAAGUCAGGAAGUCGUGCUAGUAGUAGAUCCCGUUCGCGUAGUAAGUCUGGAAGCAGAGCUGGCAGUGGCUCAAGAAGCCGAUCUCGAUCACGAAGUAAAUCGGGAAGUCGAGCAGGCAGUAGGUCCCGUAGUAGGUCUCGCAGUAAAUCAAGAAGUGGCUCAAGAAGUAGGUCAAGAUCGGGAAGUAGAGCUGCUAGUGGUUCUAGGUCUCGUUCUCGUAGUAAGUCGGGCAGUCGGUCUGGCAGUGGCUCGCCCGCAAAAAGGAAAUCAAAGAGCAGAUCCCGAUCAGGAAGUAGGUCACGCUCCAGAAGCAAGUCAGGAAGUGCAUCAAGGUCUAGAAGCAGGUCACGAUCAAAGUCUAGAAGCAGGUCACGAUCAAAGUCCAGAAGCAAGUCCGGCAGUCGGUCUCGAUCACGCUCCAGAGGCAAGUCUGGAAGCAGAUCCCGAUCCAGGAGCAAAUCUGGAAGCUCGCGCUCACGCUCACGCUCACGAUCACGAUCACGAUCAAGAGGAAAAUCUGGAAGCAGGUCGAGAUCAAGAAGCAAGUCUGGAAGUAGGUCCAGGUCAGGGUCAAGAGCCAAGUCAGGCAGCAGAUCAAGGUCACGAUCAAGAUCAAGAAGUAAAUCAGGAAGCCGGUCACGAUCAAGGAGCAGGGCAAGAAGUGGCAGCAGCCGUUCUAGAUCGAGAUCAGGAAGUGGGUCCGAUACAGGAUCCCCCAAAAAGCGCAGGAGGGUGCUAUCAGAUUCUGAUUCUGACUCAGGGUCUGAGAAAGGGAGGCGAAAGAAAGUCAAACGCAAGAGGAAGACGAGUGGCAGUGGGAGUGGCAGCGGAGCAGGAAGUGACUCUGACGAUGAUGCUCCAAAAUCUAGCAAAAAGCCUAAAGCAAAGAAGAAGAAUGUGCUUAGUGGCAGUGACAGUGACUCAGGCCCAGAUGAUAAGAACGUUGCAAAGAAGGCUAAGGUGAAUGAAAACGAUGAAGGCGGCAGUAGAUCAGGGAGCCCAGCACCCAACAGAGAGCCAGAAAGUGAACAGAAUACUGAGCAGGCAUUGCCCCAGCUGUCAGACAGUGAAGAUGAAGCCAUUCGGAAUCAGCUGAGAAACCACGAGGAGGAGUUCGUCAAUGAUUUCGAAGCCAUGUUGGCCAAGAAGAAGGAAGAGGCAGGAAGGCACAGGAGAAGAAAGAAUAACGUAGACAUUAUUAACGACAAUGAGGAACACAUAGCCAUUAUUGUUCGGAAAAUGCGAGAAGCAGCUGAUGAGGACCGGCAGCUCAAUGCCAGGCGGCAACCAGCAACCAAAAAGUCUGCAAUGUUGGAUCUUGCCAUGAGCCAAAUCAAUAAAACGAACCUGAUUGAAGGCUUUUUAGAUGCCAAUGUGCUUUCAGCCCUGACAGACUGGUUGGCUCCUAUGCCUGACCGAUCCCUUCCUGCUGUGAAGAUCAGAGAGGCUGUCACUAAGUGGUUGCUAUCGUUACCACCUCUAUCACAAGAUAUGUUGAAGACUUCAGGCAUUGGGAAAGCCAUUAUGUAUCUGUAUAAGCACCCUAAAGAACUGAAGACAAUCAGGAGUCGGUGCGGAAGACUCAUAUCCAUGUGGUCACGCCCAAUAUUCAACGUCUCAGAUGAUUUCAAAUCUCUAUCGAAAGAAGAACGUCUAGAAAGAGAUCUUGAACAGCAGCAGUCACAAGGUGGCAGUAGCAGAAAAGACCAACAGGAUAUUCAGACAGACGAGUCAGGACGACCACUGCGUCCAGGUGACCCUGGUUGGUGCUACAGAGCACGUGUCCCUCGCCCUUCAGCCAAAGAUUAUGUCAACCGUCCAAAGUGGCAAACGGAAGUUGAUCUCAACAGAACAAGUAAGAAAGAGGUUACAAGGCUAGACAAGCAGAUGCGAGCUUUCCAAGAGAGAAAAAGACUGUCGAAAGCUCGCCGAGCGGUUGCAAUCAGUAUUGAAGGGCGGAAUAUGGCUCUGUAAUCCUGACAAUACUUUAGGCAGAAUACGUGUAUGUAUGUGUAUAUACAAGAAGCCUUACUGUGCUAUGGAGAGAAUGCAUAAACUUUCCUGGAAUAAAGGAGUGUUAAUUUUAGAUUUUGGAAGUGUUAUAUACAGAAAAAUUGAAAACUGCGGGUUUACUAAAUAAAGAAAAGGAAAAGAAAAAAGAAAAUUAAAUGUGAAUGCUUUUUUCUCAGCCUUAGUAUUUAUUAUUUUUUGUCAGUUUAUUUAGUUCUAAAGGAAGCUAUAAAGAAAUCUUCCUCAUUUAAUUACCCAAUUGGAAAAUAAACUAAUCCUUAUGGUGUUCUGUGAAGGAUUGUUAUAGGCAAUUGAAGCAUACUCAUGCACAAACUUUUUAAUUUUUUCAAAAAGACUUUGAAGAUGUGCAAAGGAGCACUUUUUUUUCCUUUCUUUCUUUCUUUCCUUACCAGAUCUUACAGUUUUACAUCUAAGUGUCUGCAUGUUCAUGAUAUGAAAGGUAAUACUCUAACAGUCAUGUGUUUUUUGUUGACAUGCUUCGAUAUAUGUGCAUGUAAUGCAUGAGAAAGGGAGAGUGAGUAAGUGUAUAUGUGUACAGGUGUGACUGCAAGGUGAACGUGUGUUUGUACGCGAGAGAGUGAGUGAGUGAGUGAGCAAGUUAGCAGAAGUGUGUGUAUGAGCGUAUACAUGUGUGCGCACAUGUUUUGAUUUUUUUGCUUCUGAGUGUCUUUCUUGUUUAAAGAAAUUGGUUUCUUAGAAGAGUGAAAUAUAAAAGAAAACAAGGUAUUUUCCAUCAGUUAUUGAUUACUGCAGUUGCACAUAUUCUCCAUUCUAGUAAAAUGUUGACAUUGAAUACUAGCUUAUCAGAUAUAUAGACACCCUUAGAUAAUAAUGGAAAGUUAGUAAGAAGAGAAAAUAAAAGAUGUGGUAUUUGUACUCCUUUGAGCUGUAAUAUUUAUAUUUGGAAAGUAAGCUCCCCUAUACUAUCAACAUAACUUCUGUGCACAUUAUAUAUGUAUUGUCUUGUAAAUAUAGUAUUUAUGUAUUUUUCAUGUUCAUAUUCCCUCAUAUAUCAUCUUUUUUCUGAGAGCCUAAAAGGGUUACAAUAGAAUGAAAGGCCUCAAGUUGUUCUUCGAAAAUUAUUUUCUUUCACUUGCAUUGUCUCAAUUUUUUUAUUCCUUAAUUAAUUUAUUUUAUUUUCAUUUUUUUAAUUAUCUAAAGUUUAGAAUGUAGAGGAGGACUGGCAGAAACCAAGUACUCAUAACGGUUGUACUUACCAUGAAAGAAUAUCAAGUAUGUAUAUAUAUAGAGAGACAUGAAGGGUCAAUGGACAUAGUACAGCCAAGGGAAUAACUUAACUUCGUACUGCAACUGGUUGUAUCAAGGGAAUUAUGUGCUUUAUUUUUGUACAUGACUUUUUCAUUAGUACUCACCUGUCAGUCUUAAACUUAGGGAUGCAGACAAUGGCCUAUAUAUGAGAAUUACUCCUUGUCUAGUUCUGUGUUUUGAAAUAAAAGUAUUUCUAUUGACUGUAUGUAGCACUUGAUUUCAUUAUCCAAAGAAGAAAGUUUUAUUUCAUACCUGACAUGAAUUGUAAACAUGGCUUAUGUUAAAUGGUAAUUAUUAGAUGUUCUUGAUAUUCCUUCAUGUGGAUGUUAGAAAGUGCAUUUGUGAAAACUGUCUGAAUAUAAUUAAUGCAAUUAUUGUUUGUGUUACAAUUUUGUGCAAUUUCUGAUUUGAAAACCUCAUGGAAAUGUAUAUCUUUACACAAGUAUAGGCAUCUUGUUUGUAUUAAAUAUAUAUUAACCACAUCUUAAUUUGAUGUAAAGAAAACUAAUGGGUAACAACAAAUUUCAACCAACAUGAUGUUUUAUUUUGUGCCAGAUUGUUUUAAAGAAUGUAGAAUAUUUUAUUGUUUAGUGCAGCGUAAAGCAGGUUCUAGAAGGAAAAUGAUAUUUAAUUAUUUGUAAAAUUCCAACUGAAGAAUUCAAUAAAAGUUUUCCAGUUAA